AUGAGCUUCAACACCAUCGUCGCUUCUGAAGGAGAAGAUGGCGACAACGACAAGCCGAACCGCUUCAAAGAUGCUCGAGCUCCAAAGUCUUCCAUGGGUGACUUUGGCGAGUAUUUUGCGGAUAAGAUUCGGAAGCUACGAGAGACUGUGCAAUCUGAACGAGCAAGUGAGACUACUGGCAGUGUCGCCAUUUUCAGGGCGCAGCAUGGCGGACGAUACGAGCACUACUUUGACGCGACGGUCGUGACGCAUGUGAUCGCAGAGACACUUGCGGAAACACACUUUCAAAGGUAUCGCUCCAUGAAGAGAAACAUACAGGUGGUCCGCCCUGCUUGGAUCUCAGCAUGCGUAGGUCUGAAAGCUGGAGAACUGCUGAGCUGCUCCGAGUUCUUGCUGGAGAGAACGUCGCUUGACAUCGGGCAGAGCUCAAUCUCGUCGUUCUUGAGGGCAGGAGGAGGGAAGGCGAAGGUUGUCGAUGCUCUCAGCUUGAAGCCUGUGGGCGCCUCGCGAGGAAACGAUGACGAGAGCAUCGGACAGACGCAGGGAAAGAGAGAGCGGCUCCCUCGCUUCAGAAUGUCGCAGGAAUUCUGCGCUCAAGUUCCGAUAGACAAUGAGAAAAGCUGCGAGAGGAAAGACUGGAGACGAGAAGAUGGAGCAGAGAACUUUCAUGCAAGCAGAGACAGUGACGAGCAUGAGAAGAGAGACAACCCGACUGAACGACGAGAGCAGAACAGGCACGGGCAACAUGAGACAGAACGCAGCGAGCCAGCCAACGAGCUGAUCUCGACUCACAAUAUGUAUCAUGAAUCGUUAGAGAGGCAGAUGCCAGAGUCUGUCAAGGAGACACACGAUGAUGAAGCUGCGCGUGUCUCUGCCUUGCAACAAGAAGAGAUCAGCGCUGAAGAGUUGGAAUGCAUCUUGCAGGUCGAGAAGUUGUUGAGCUCCGGUGGCGCCUCCUCCCUCGGUCAAGAGAGUGGGAGGAAGCACAAGAGACCGAAGAUGCAUCGAUGCGAGGAGACACCAACGAUCUCGUGGGUGGGAGGCGAGGACAACCAGCGAAUUGAUGAAGACAGAAACACAAGCGGCAGCUCUUACUUUCAGAGGGUAUGGCAGAGGAAGAAGCGGAUGCUCGAGGUAGAGAGGUCGAGUGCUCAUGGGCUAUGCUGGGGCCAACGGAAUGCUUCUUUCGAGGAUGACGGAAAGGAGCGACUGACUGUCUUUGUGGGAUGUCACGACCCUCUGCUUGCAAGCUCGUCAAGAGGUCAAUUGCCCACAAGUGGCACCAAUUCAAUGAGUGACGGAAAAGAAGAGAAGGGAAAUCUAGAUGGUAAGGAGCAAGUACCCGGUUUACCUCCUGAACUUUCGACACUCUCACGCAUGAGGCACAUGCGGAGGAAGCUUCAGGACGAGCUCAAGCAACUCUCCCUCCUUCGCUUUGCUCUCACCUCUUGCCGACUUUGCUUGUCGUCCUUCAUCAUCACGGGCUCUUGUGCUGCUGUGCUUCAUUUCUCUGCGCUUAUUUCUGAACCGCCAGAGCAAUCGGACGGCCUUAGGUUGGAUGGACCCGAAGACUUAGAGUCCCACCUCGAGACGCGCCUGGCGAGUGGCCUGAGGGUGCCUUUCCACGCCGGCAGCGGCUCUGAAUUGAGCGGAGCAUUUGAGAGGUACAGGAGCAAGAGUUGUGAGGGAGAUCAAUCGGGCAUUGUGAAGAUGUCAAGAGACGACGUGAGAAGAAGGAUGAGCAUGAGAGAAGAGACGAACGUUGAUCGACAGGAGCAACGGGAGCACGAAGACAAGAGGGAUCACCAGCCAUCACGUCAAGAUCGGACAGCUCAGCAGCAAGCAAAGAAAGAACGAGAGGCGACAUCAUCCAGCCUUGUCGAUCCUCCUCGCCUCUCACAGAUAGACCCUGAUAUCAUGAAAGAGCUUCCUCUCGAGAUCCGGGCUGAGCUGCUGUUACAUCUCAAGGGGACGUCAAGGAGCUCAGCACAAGACAAGAAAUCUGACCAUAACAAGAAGUACACGAGUGCGAAGCUCGCCAAUAAGGGGAAGAAGCAGAUGAAGGGGAUGAACUUUCACUCCCACCCUCAACCACCAUCAUUUCAUAAUGACAAGCUCGACCAGUCUGUGCUCAAGGAGCUACAACGGAGCAUGGGGGCAGAAUGGGUGAGGGAGAACGUCAAGGAGAACUACACGACGAGCUCGGGAACGAGGAAGCGAGCCAGGGAGGAGGGUCCAAGACGCGUCAAGGAGGAGCUGGAGAGGGAAAGGCAGCAUGAGCAUGAGCAGGAAACAGAGCAUGAGAGCCCAGUCUUGCAACUUCCUUGCGGUGAGACGGCUAGGUUGAGGAAGGCGAUCAGCGACUGCUCCUUGAUCGCUCGAGAACGACGCCUGGACGCUGCUUACGUCCUCAUGCGCAUGCUCACCCGCAAGCAGGAAGAUUAUCCGAAGUGGAGGAGAGUGUUGUCAGCUGUGAUGCUGCAAGGACAAGCUCUGGUCGCUCGCCUUCACCGAGGAGUGCUGAAACUCGAAGAUAGAUCCCUUGGGCAAACUAAGGCAUGGAACCAGCAGCUCGAAACAGAGCCGGAGACCGUUGCAGGUAUCGAUCCCCGAUACAACUUCCGAGACGAAGUUUUACUCGCUGCCUGA
Guillardia theta CCMP2712 is the source of this 2649-nucleotide messenger RNA. RefSeq lists its product as hypothetical. NCBI's taxonomy places the organism in Eukaryota, Cryptophyceae, Pyrenomonadales, Geminigeraceae. The coding region runs from base 1 to 2649 and encodes 882 amino acids. Gene Ontology annotation, biological process: error-prone translesion synthesis; error-free translesion synthesis. Gene Ontology annotation, molecular function: deoxycytidyl transferase activity; DNA-directed DNA polymerase activity. The record is from RefSeq and is a predicted model, not a curated record. Gene Ontology annotation, cellular component: nucleus. The transcript is spliced from 14 exons.